Cydia pomonella (codling moth) is the source of this 1415-nucleotide messenger RNA. RefSeq lists its product as uncharacterized. NCBI's taxonomy places the organism in Eukaryota, Metazoa, Arthropoda, Insecta, Lepidoptera, Tortricidae. Gene Ontology annotation, molecular function: N-acetyltransferase activity. The transcript has 7 exons. Bases 327 to 1157 code for a protein of 276 amino acids. The record is from RefSeq and is a predicted model, not a curated record.
GAUAUAUAUCUAAGUAUUGUGGCGCAGGGAAUGAGAAAACAAUAUCGUUUGCUCCCUCUAACUGCGUCCCUGACGCUUGGCAAGUCUCAGCACGUAUGUAAAUCAGGCUUAAGGAAUACUGCUGUAUAAAACAGCAUUAGUAGGAGCUGUUUUCUAAAAUGACCUUUUUAAUAUAUCAUUUAUUUGACCCUUUUCCCAUCCAAAGAGUAUAUAAUAUAUGUAGUUUCCAUUCAGUCAAACUGACAACAAUGUCUUAAAAUUGAUGUGAAUUACCGAAUUCUUUUCAAAGCAGCCUCCGCCAAAUUAUCGUAUAGUUUUAACACCGGAUGUCUGCCCAAAAGCUAACAAAAUGGUUACCUUCCGCCUUAAAAAAGUUUCGAACGAACAGACGACAAAUAGAUUUCGCUGGCCACAAUGUGCUUGGUAUUGAAGACUUGAUGCAACGAGAAAAGCCCGGCAAAAUCCUUAUAGAGCCGAUACUAAAAAAGCAGUAUCACCAAGCAGUUCAGAUACUAAAAGAGCACUAUCUGAGUGAGCAUGUGCUCAUUCGUGCUCAUGGCCUGGACGUUAUGCAAGACAACGCUCUCGAUGAAUAUCUCUACAGUCUUCUUAAGCAAGGAAACACGGUAUGUGCGAAGACUUACGACGGGAAACCGGUGGGCAUUUGUGUGAACAUCGCCAGCGGCCCUGCGGACUCAAAGAUUCUGCGAGACUAUGCUCAUUAUAGACAAGAUCCCCAUACGAAAGAAUUCUUGACCUUCAUUGCCAAAUUACAGGAGACUCUAAAUCUCUGGGACGUGUUUAAGGUCCCUAAAAUAUUUGAGAUCAAAAUGCUAACGGUCAUCCCAGAAUACCGACGGCGCGGUUUGGCCACGAUGCUGGCGGAGAGUUCCAACGAGAUGGCCGAGACACAGGGCUACGACAUCGUACGGAUGGACUGCAUGAACCCCCAUGAUUUCAAGAUAGCGGAGCGCCUCCUGUUCCACUGCAUGGCGAAGUUUCCACUAAAGGCGCUGCGCGCGCGCACUCGUAUUGGCCACGGAGAUCAUUACACCCCCGUCGGCUACGUGCGAGUAUACGUCGGCGCGCGCACCCGCGACCAACCCGACGCCGAGCUCAAGCAGAAACGCAGGGAGCUGGAGAGCCUCGUCGAGUAAAUAUUAGAACGGUGCGAGAAUUUGCAUGCGAGUUUAAUUACAUUGCGGUAUUUGAUCGGUCGACUGAAUCGGAUGUAACUUCAAUAGUCCGCAAUGUAAUUAAACUCACAUGCGAGUUCACGCGCCGUCUGAGCCUAAGUUCGAUACGUCGACGUGUCUAAUAAAAUAAACUGUUACAAAUAUUCACUGUUGAUAAUGUCACAAAAUAAAAGUAAAACCUUUUCGAUGUCACCCAUAUUAAACACUAUUGCACCCUAA